AUGCAGCUUCGUGCAAACUGCAUCCUUAUUUUGUUGCUAUGGUUGAUUGCGUUGGAAAGCAAAGUUGUUACUGCCUCAUCUUAUUCUCUCCUCAGGAAACUUGAACUUGAACGAUCACAAGUUGUAGUUGGAAAACCUAGUGAAGAUGGAGGAUACCAGCCACCAGUAAGUGCACCUCCAACUCAAGGGUAUCCAUCUCCAACACCUCCUUCGAUUCAAACACCACCAUCUCAGGGUUACCCAUCUCCUUCCCCUCCUAUUCAGUACUCACCGCCAUCUCAUGGUGGACAAUCACCACCUAUCACCUACCAUCCACCUUCACCAAGUCCACCGCCAACUCACGGUUAUCCCUCUCCACCAUUUCCUCCUCAACAUUCACCACCAUCGUCCCCUCCUACUCAGAGCCCUCCAAUCCAAACACCGCCAUCUCAUGGCUACAGUCCUCCUCCUGUAAUCUCUCAUCCUCCUUCACCAAACCCACCUAGUCAUGCACUUCCACCUCCAACUCAAACACCACCAACUCAUGGUUAUCCAUCUCCAUCCCCUCCUACUCUAUAUCCUCCACCUCCAACUCAUGAAUACCCAUCACCACCUUUCUUAAGCCCUCCCAUACAAACACCGCCAUCUCAAGUUUAUCACCCGCCUUCACCAAGCCCACCUACACAUGCAUAUCCGCCUCCAACUCAUGGUUAUCCUUCUCCAUCAACUCCUACUCAACACCCAUCACCUCCAUCACAUGGUUAUUCACCACCUCCUUCUAUAAGUCCUCCAAUCCAAACACCUCCGUCUUAUGGUUAUCACCCGCCUUCACCAAGUCCACCUAGUCAAACACAUCCGCCACCAACUCAUGGUUAUCCCUCUCCAUCACCUCCUACUCAACACCCAUCACCACCAACUCAUGCUUACCCUCCACCACCUACUUCAAUCCCUCCAAUCCAAACACCACCAUCUCAUGGUUACACCCCACCAUCACACCCACCGCCAAUUCAGACACCACCACCUCAAGGUUAUCCAUCCCCAUCCCCAUCCCCUCCUACUCAAAUAUCACCACCACCAUCUCAUGGUUACACACAACCCCCUUCUACAAGCCCUCCAAUCCAAACACCACCAUCUCAUGGCUAUAACCCACCAACUCCCAGUGGACAACCACCACCUGUUAUAUAUCACCCGCCUUCACCAAGCCCACCUAGUCAUCCUCCUCCAACUCAAACACCACCAUCUCAUGGUUAUCCUUCCCCAUCACCUCCUAUUCAGCACCCAUUUCCACCAACUCAUGGUUACCCUCAACCAUCUACCCCAAGCCCUCCAAUCCAAACACCUCCAUCUCAUGGCUACACUCCGCCAUCUUUACCAAGCCCACCUGCUUAUGGACACCCUCCGCCAACUCAAACACCACCACCUACUCAAAUCUCACCACCACCAUCUCAUGGUUACACCCCACCAACUCCUAGCGGACAAUCACCACCUGUUCAUGCACAUCCACCGCCAAGUCAGACACCACCAAGCCAUGGCUAUCCCUCUUCGCCGCCUCCUGCUCAACUCACACCACCAACUCAUGCUUACCCGACACCACCUAUAAUUUAUCAUCCACCUUCACCUAGCCCACCUAUUCAUGCAUAUCCACCGCCAACUCAGACGCCACCAACUCAUGACUAUCCUUCUCCAUCGCCUCCAGCUCAGCACCCACCGUCACCAACACAUGGCUAUCCACCAUCACCUUCGUUAAGCCCUCCCAUCCAAACACCACCAUCUCAGAGUGGACAACCUCCUCCUGUCAUCUAUAAUCCACCGCCGAGUCCUCUCUCCAUCCAACCUCCAACAUACUCCGCUCAUCAACCACCGCCAACACCUUCUCAAGGUUAUGGACAUCCUUCCCCUCCGCUGUAA
Linum tenue is the source of this 1887-nucleotide messenger RNA. Lineage: Eukaryota; Viridiplantae; Streptophyta; Magnoliopsida; Malpighiales; Linaceae. The record is from the annotation of a GenBank genome assembly.